CAGAGGAGGAGACAGUCGCAGAGCAAGGCGGAUCCGGCUUAGGCAGAGAGCAGCUUCAGCUGUUACUGGUCAUUGACAAGUCCCUGAACCAGCACUAGCAAACCUCCCUCAUCCCAAGGAAACCGACUGACACAUUAGAACCCCCCUUUAAACGACAAUCACACUGAGCAUAGGCAACUGCGUGUUUGUGUUCUAACAGGAAACUGACCAUAGGAACUGUAUCAGUGCAAGCUUGCUUCCUGUUGUGCUAUAAGUUGCAACCCAGCUAACAGCAAUGGGUAAUGGAAUGAACAAGAUUCUUUCUGGUUUAUUCAUUGGAAAUUUUAAAGAUGCACGGGAUGUUGAACAACUGUCUAAGAACAAUGUUACUCACAUUCUUUCCAUACAUGAUAGUGCCAGGCCUAUGCUAGAGGGUAUGAAAUAUCUCUGCAUUCCAGCAUCCGAUUCUCCAAGUCAAAACUUGAUACAACAUUUUAAAGAAAGCAUUACAUUCAUCCAUGAAUGCAGACUGAAAGGAAAAGGCUGUCUAGUUCACUGUUUAGCAGGUGUUUCCAGAAGUGUAACUUUGGUAGUGGCCUAUGUUAUGACUAUCACAGACUGUGGAUGGGAAGAUGCAUUGUUUGCCGUACGUGGUGCAAGAACAUGUGCCAACCCAAACAUGGGUUUCCAGAAGCAACUUGAGGAUUUUGGAAAGCGAGAUGUACUUCAUUUCCGGAAGUGGUUGAAAGAGACUUACGGUGAGAACCCUUUCCCUGAUGAAGAAGAAGUCAAACAACUUAUAGCCAAACAUAAGCAGCAAGAAGAGGAGGAAUCUCAACGUGCUGGAAGUUCGGGAAGACAAUGGAGCAGCCACUUGACUCCACUUUCAUCCAUGUCUUACAACUACACCACUGAGACAUAAAUCUUUCUCCUAUUGCUUAUAUCUUUUGUAUGUCCCACUAAAAAGUCACCAGUCAGAGAAUAUAAGUGGAAAGUUGGUGAUUAGUGUUGGUAAAAAAAGAAAGGUUAAAUACACUUUGAUUGGUCUUAAAACACAAUGUAUCUGCUGUAUAAAAUGACACUAUACUUCCCCUUAACUACUGUCAGUUUGUUCUAGAAUUAUUUUAGCCUGGUUUUAUAAGGGAAGAGGGGCAUGUCGACAGCUACAUUAAUUUCUAAGCACCCAGAUGCUUUCCAUUGAGUACCUUAAACCAGGAGUCUUUUUUUAAAAGCCUUGGGAGUGCUAAGCACUACUUUUUUCUGGCUUUUACUGUUCUUCAAUUUUUUAAUGUAUAGUUUAAUAUUUUCUACCUCAAAAUGGAAUUGUUUUCUAAGAACCACUUCCCCUUAUUAACGUCAAAAGGAUUGACUUAUCUCACCACAGUGUUGGUCUUACUCAGGUUGUUUAACUACAUACAACACUUUUGAAUUAUACAGUUCCGCCAAUUAAGUCCAACAUACACUUAUAGUGGUGUGAUCAGAUGCUCAGGUAUGUAACUUGGAAUGUUCCACUACCCUAAAUUCUUAAAAAAAAUAACUAGCAUUUUCUGCAUGCACAGUUGUGUCAGGCAGCAGAAUAGCUAUAUAGGUGUAACAGAGAUAAAUAUUGUGUUGUACUUUAUGAUCACUUCGAUAACUACAUAUACAGCAAUAUUGUGAUCUUCAUCAUUGCAAGUGAUCGUAGAUGACAUUCGUGUACUCAGUAAUAUCUUAUCAAGACACAAAGAAAAUUGUCAUUAAUGUUUAUGUAUAAAAUACCAGAAUAUUCUGUAAUUUAAUAACAGAGAAAAGGGAACAUAUUAAAGUGGGGGUACUGUCUCUCAAUAAAUAUGUUAUAAAUUAUACAUUGAAAGGCAUAGAAAAGAGUUAUAACUGGUUUAUGUUUUUUCUCCACAUACUAAUUUAAAUCUAAACUAAAAUAUUUCUUUGUAUCAUAUUCUUUUUCAUUGUGUGCUCAUUUAAUUAAAAUUUACAAGCUAGUGACCUGGACCCUAUUUAUACAUUUAAAAAUUGUUUAGUACCACAUAGGUGUUUUGGUAUGGGGGGAGGGGUAUAUUUUCUUUUUCUCAUUGGCCAGUUCAGCCAUAAUGAAUGUAAAUUAAAAUUAAUAAAAAUACAAAAAACAUGGGAACAAAGUUAUUUGGUCACAAGCCUAGAGUUUCUAUGUGAUUUUUCCAAGGGUCACAUAAUUAAAACAACACUAUAUCCACCAAAACAAUUUUAGCUUAAUAAAGCAGUAUACAUCAUUCCUAAUGCAGUCUCACUGCUCGAUUCUCUGCCAAUUAGGUGUUAAAUCACUUUGUCCAUGCAGCCCUAGUCACACCUCCCUGCUUGUAAUGUACACAACCUUCCUAAACACUUCAUGUAAAGAGACAUCUAAUGUUUAUACUUCCUUUAUUACACAUUCUGUUUGAUAUAACAUUUCUCAUCUCCUGCUAUGUUAAUAGUCUUCUAGCCCCUCAGAAACCUGUUGUGUCUGAUUAAAGUUCGAUUUACAGAGCAGAAGAAAAAUACUUCUAAAACAAGUCAACAACUUAUUUAAAAUCAAACCAUUUUGUUUUCAUGCAGGCUGUGUGAGUCACAGCCAGUGGAAUUGUGACUAGGGCUGAAUAAACAGAAACAAAAGUAAUUUAACUCAUAAAUAACGGAGAAUUGAGCAGUGAGACUGCACUGCAGGGGCAUGAUCUGUACACCAGAACUGCUUUAUUACGCUAAAUAUGUUUUGGUGCCUACCUAUAGUGUCCCUUUAGAUUAAAUACUUGAGGUCUUGAUAUAGACGAAUGUCGACAAUAGGAUACAAUUCAUGCAGUCCAGACAUGACCAAUAUUAAAAGGCUGUGACCAAAAACGGAAAAUGCAGAAAUAAUAACGUUCAUGCUAUAGUGUGUACUUGUGAUAGUUAAGAUUCAACUUUUGAAUUUUGAAGUUCUUGCUUGUGCCUUGUCAUGAAAAUGGAUAAUCCACCCUUCUUGGUGUUUCUUAAUAAACACACACAUCUAUUUCAUAUAUUCUCUUUGAUGUAAAUGAUUAGUCAAUUAAAUUCAGGAGAAGCCAUAGUGAGAGGUGUUCUUAUUUUCUCAAAAAAAUAGAGAGCUGCUAUUUGGAUUUAUUUUUAUACCAGAACUGUAAAUUCACUUAAUAUACAAUUGAAAGGAUUGGCAAUUUAAAAAAACAAACAAACAAAAAAAAAGUCAUUUCCCACAACAAGUAGUGUGUAAGUCAACCUAUGAAGUUACCUUUUUUCAAGAAAUUUAAAUAAAGGUCUGUUUUCUUCUGUAAUAUUUGCAUAAACCUAAUGCUAGUACACAAAUGCCUUGAUCGCUAUUAGUGUAAUGGACCCUAAUAUAAGGUGAAGUCAGUUGAUUUAAAGGACAUCUCAUGCAUGUUCAUCAAAAAUCAUAUUUAGGCUUGUAUUUUCUUUGUAUAUUAGCGAAAAUAUUUUGUUAGAGUAUCGAAAAGGGGGGGAGAAACUAUUUUGAUGAGUAGUAAUAUUUGCAUAUCUCAUUCCAAGAGCAUGCAAUUUAUGUAAAACAAAAUGCAUAAAUUACAGGGAAGGAAGAUCUUGGUGACUGAACAUUAAGGAAAAGUUAAACAUUUUCUGUUUAUUUUGUUUUGUGUUUUUUGAUACAUGAAUAUAGUUAAUCAACAUAUUAUGACCACUUACUCCUCCUGUGCAUCAGAUAUCUCUUUGGGUUACUGAACAAAGACAAAUUGCAUCAGAUAAGCAAGGAAAAGCAAAUGUUUUAUAAUGUUUGAGCAAAAUGUUGGUUUGCCACCCUCAUUCAAUUAAUAUUUUGCAAAUAUUCCAACGCCUGUUUUAAAUGCUUCUGGGUAAAUGCCAUGUAAGGCUGAUUCCAAAUGACUAUAUGAAUGUUUGCCAGAGAUUACACUGAAUAUUCAUUGAACAAAUGUAGCAUGAUUUAUAUAUAUUUUUUUUUUUAAAGGAACACUAUAGUCACCUAAAUUACUUUAGCUAAAUAAAGCAGUUUUAGUGUAUAGAUCAUUCCCCUGCAAUUUCACUGCUCAAUUCACUGUCAUUUAGGAGUUAAAUCACUUUGUUUCUGUUUAUGCAGCCCUAGCCACACCUCCCCUGGCUAUGAUUGACAG
Messenger RNA from Pelobates fuscus (common spadefoot toad), 4085 nucleotides. RefSeq names its product dual specificity phosphatase 22 (gene DUSP22). The coding region runs from base 275 to 901 and encodes 208 amino acids. Gene Ontology annotation, cellular component: cytosol. The transcript is spliced from 7 exons. The record is from RefSeq and is a predicted model, not a curated record. Gene Ontology annotation, biological process: protein dephosphorylation; signal transduction. NCBI's taxonomy places the organism in Eukaryota, Metazoa, Chordata, Amphibia, Anura, Pelobatidae. Gene Ontology annotation, molecular function: protein tyrosine phosphatase activity; protein tyrosine/serine/threonine phosphatase activity.